AUCAAAUAUGUCUCAACCAUCCCAUUCUAUACCAUCAAAACACUCUGUUCUUUCUAAUGAAGAUAUAGAACAUGAUGAUCAUAUAACUCAUACAUUUGAGCAAUAUGAAUUUACUAAAACACAAAGUCCUUUACCACUUAAUGGUGUAAGAAGAAGAACUGCACCACUUUCAGCUGACAUGGGAGGAACAAUGACAAAAAUAGUCUUUUGGAUUCCAGGGGAUACUGAUAUUGAUCUUCCAAAAUAUGUUGAACCAGAAGAAUCAGUAAUGUCAGGGUUUGAUUUAUACCCCGACCCAGUGUUAAAAGUCACUAUGAAUUCAAAAGGGGAAAAUGAGCUUUGUUUUAUGAAAUUUCCAACAUCACAAAUUCCAGAAUUUAUUCAUUAUGCAAAAACAUCUAAAUUAAAAGAAAUUUAUGGGAUUGGUAAUCUUCAGAUUUUAAAUGUGACAGGAGGUGGUGCUUAUAAAUUUGCUAAUUUGUUAAAAGAUGAAAUGGAUCUUGAAGUACGUCAACAAGAUGAAAUGAGAUGUCUUGUUCUUGGAGUGAAUUUUUUGUUAUUAUGUUGUCAAGAGAAAUUAUGUUUUAGAUUUGUUAAUAAAACAAAAUUAUAUCGGGAAGUAACUCCUGAGAUUUUCCCAUAUUUACUUGUUAAUGUUGGAAGUGGAGUAUCUAUUCUCAAAGUUACUGCACCAGAGAAAUAUGAACGUGUUUCAGGGUCAUUAAUUGGAGGUGGAACAUUUUGGGGUUUAUGUUGUUUGUUAACCAAUUAUAAGUCAUUUGAUGAAAUGUUACAAGCUGCACAAUAUGGACAACAUCAAAAUGUUGAUUUAUAUGUUAAAGAUAUUUAUGGGAGAUGUUAUGAUAGUGUUGGACUUGCUGCUGAUAUGAUGGCAUCUUCUUUUGGUAAAAUUCAAAAAGUACCAUGUGGAGAGGCAAAAAACCAUUACAGUGAGGCUGAUAUUGCACAAGGUCUAAUGAUGAUGGUAUGUGGAAGUAUUGCACAUCUUGGAUUUGAAUUAACUAAACUUCAUCAUAUUAAUCGUAUUUUUUAUACAGGAGGAUUUGUUGCUCAUAACCCAGUUGUUUGGGAAGCAAUAACUACAAUGUUAACAACAUGGUCUUCAGGUUCAGUUGAUGCUAACUUUCUUGAAUAUGAUGGAUAUUUUGGCUCUAUUGGUGCACUUCUAUUAUCUGAGUAUGAAGAAGAACUAAUGUAA
This is a messenger RNA of Entamoeba histolytica HM-1:IMSS, 1219 nucleotides long. Its product is annotated as pantothenate kinase 1, putative. The record is from RefSeq and is a predicted model, not a curated record. Gene Ontology annotation, molecular function: ATP binding; pantothenate kinase activity. Gene Ontology annotation, cellular component: nucleus; cytosol. The transcript has 3 exons. Gene Ontology annotation, biological process: coenzyme A biosynthetic process. Bases 8 to 1219 code for a protein of 403 amino acids. NCBI's taxonomy places the organism in Eukaryota, Evosea, Mastigamoebida, Endamoebidae.